This is a messenger RNA of Larimichthys crocea (large yellow croaker), 1244 nucleotides long. RefSeq names its product lens intrinsic membrane protein 2.2 (gene lim2.2). The transcript has 5 exons. Gene Ontology annotation, molecular function: structural constituent of eye lens. Gene Ontology annotation, cellular component: plasma membrane. Lineage: Eukaryota; Metazoa; Chordata; Actinopteri; Sciaenidae. The coding region runs from base 608 to 1132 and encodes 174 amino acids. The record is from RefSeq and is a predicted model, not a curated record.
GCUCAAAAAGCAUGUUGGGGUCACACACAUGCCUCUGCAUUGAGACAGACAGAUGCAAGACGCACUGUGAACAGAUGAACUGUGGACAUAGGCAAAGCACAGGAUGCAAAAAUGCUUACUUUCUGCUCGAAGCAAUUGCCUGUGUUGUUUUUGCAUAGGAGGACUGUUGCCUGUCCUGCAUACUCACUGGCCUGGCUAAACUGAGGGGGUUGGGCAUUGCUAAUAGCAUUUGGCAAAAAAAAAAAAAAGAAUAGCAUGAUGCACUUGGUAAGGUACAUGCAUGAUCAGCUACACAUUUAGAAAACAUGGAGAAAGGCAAAGAUAAAAAAAGAUGUUUAGGUAAAAGAAGUCAUGCAGGACACAAAGAGAAAAAGUGCAAGACGGGGUAGAUAGAGGGAUGAAGGUAACUGCAGAGAAGAGAGCAAGGGGGGAUUUACUCAUGCUGCACUCGAUCAUUCCCUCUUUUGUAAUGUGGACAAUGAGAGCCAGGGGUACAGAGCUUAAAAAGGAUACGCACACUGUUAGAGCCAGCAACCCUGGAGAGACACCAGCCAACCCGGAGCUGCUGAAUGUUUAGGAGCACAGCGCUUCCCCCAGCUUCUCCACGAUGCUGUAUACUUUGGCGGGAGGAGGCACUCUCUGUGGUGUGGCUGCCCUCGUGCUUCUCAUCGUUUCUACGGCUACGGACUACUGGAUGCAGUAUCGAUACUCAGGUAGUGGUGCCAAUCAAGGGCUUUGGAGGUUCUGCAUCAACCGCAAAUGCCAUACCCACACCAUGACUGUAGCCUUCUGGGAUGCCACACGGGCCUUCAUGUUGCUGGCAGUGCUGAGCUGCUUUGCCGGCGUGGUGCUCGGCCUGAGCGCCUUCACUAAUGGCACUAAAAACAGGAGGGUCCGUACAGGUGGCAUUGCCCUGGUGUUGUCAGGUUUUCUUGCUCUGCUGGCUUUGGCAAUUUACACUGGAGUGACUGUCACCAUUUUUGGCAAGCGCUUCUUGGACUGGCGCUUUUCCUGGUCCUACAUCAUUGGUUGGGUGGCCAUUAUUUUGGCUUUUGUAGCAGGAGUGUUUCAGCUCUGUGCUUACCAGCAGACCACUGCAGAACCUCCUCCUUCAAAUAACCCGGACACCUGAACAAGAUGAACACAUCGAUUAGCUCGAAGACUGUUGCAAUGGAUGUUGACUGCUGCUUUUGAGUACCUAGAAUUAAAUAAAUAGAAAUCAUGGACUCUUUGGUUUUCACUGC